Messenger RNA from Anarrhichthys ocellatus (wolf-eel), 1193 nucleotides. Its product is annotated as 3'-5' RNA helicase YTHDC2-like. The record is from RefSeq and is a predicted model, not a curated record. The annotation marks the transcript as partial. Lineage: Eukaryota; Metazoa; Chordata; Actinopteri; Perciformes; Anarhichadidae. The transcript is spliced from 4 exons. Gene Ontology annotation, molecular function: RNA binding; helicase activity. Gene Ontology annotation, cellular component: intracellular anatomical structure.
ACCAAACUGCUGGCCCCCCUCCUCCUGUCCAGUAGCUGAGUUCUUGUCCAAAGCUCCACAGCCUCCUGCUGCACAUGCCAUCAGGAACGCUGUGCAGAUGCUAAAGACAAUAGAUGCUAUGGACCAGUAUGAAGACCUGACUGAUCUGGGCUACCACCUGGCUGAUCUCCCCGUGGAUCCCCACUUGGGCAAGAUGGUGCUGUGCGCUGUGGUGCUCAAGUGUCUGGACCCCAUUCUAACCAUUGCCUGUACACUGGCCUACCGAGACCCUUUCAUCCUUCCCGCUCAGGGAUCUCAGAGAAGAGCUGCACUACACAACCGCAAAUGUUUCACCUCCACCUCCUUCAGCGACCACAUGGCCCUGCUGAGAGCCUUCCAGGCAUGGCAGAAGGCCCGCAGUGAAGGCUGGGAGAGAUCCUUCUGUGAGAAGAACUUCCUGUCCCAGGCCACCAUGGACAUGAUACUCGGCAUGAGGACACAGCUGCUGGGACAGCUCCGAGCCAUUGGUUUCGUGCGAGUCCGUGGGAGCAGUAACAUCCGGGAUGUGAAUCGGAACUCUGAGAACUGGGCCGUGGUGAAGGCAGCUCUGAUGGCUGGCAUGUAUCCAAACCUGGUCAAUAUCAACCAGGAGACCUCCCUGCUCUCCUGUAACCGGGAGAAGAAGGUCCACUUUCAUCCCACAUCUAUCCUGAGCCAGUUCAAGGAGGUAGGGGAAAAAAUGAUUUCAUUAAUAUGUAAUCCUGUCUUUACAUUGUGGUCUCAUCACUAGAAGGAUCUUAACUCUCCUUUCUAUCCACUGAGCGCUGUCCAGAGGUGUCGGAGCUUUACAAGACCUGCAGAAUCCAUGCCUAGUUAUUACACACAUUAUGAACACAUAUCUUGUCAAAAAAUUCUGUAGAGAAAGAAAGGACAUGGAUAUAACCCUUUAAGCAUUUUGGUUUCUAGCUUUUUAAAAGAGUCAAAUCCAUGUAGGUUUGUCCUCUGAAGCCACACAGUUAGUGAGCCACAGAGGAGGGAACUGCAUGUACACAUGGAUCCCCUGCAACUAUGGCUUGGUGCAUAUUUUCUUUACUUUCAUGCACAUUGGAUGAAGUGGAUUUUCUCUGCAGCCCCUAUACACAGCACCGACAGACAGAUUAACAGACAAAAGGUUUUAGGUGUGUGUGUGUGUGUGUGUGUGUGUGUGUGUGUGU